UGGAAAUAUUGUCCUGGUGGAUAUUGAUGGUUCAGUGGAAGGUUGGACCAGAUGAUAUCUCAGGUCCCUUUCAACUAGAAGAUUCUAUGAUGCUAAAGUUACAUUGUUACAUCAAAUAUCUCGUGGCUCCUUUCAAAAGAAGCAGGAACUUCCAACAUGAACCAAUACAACAGUACCUGGGUCACAGAAUUUCUCCUUCUGGGUCUUUCUGAUGACCCUCAGAUUAAGAUGCUACUCAUUGUAUUGUUCUUGGGGGUCUACUUAGGCACUAUGCUUGGGAGCUUACUCCUCAUCUACUUAGUUCUAACUGACUCACAGCUUCAUACACCCAUGUACUUUUUCCUUUGCAAUUUAUCUGUGGCUGACCUUGUCCUCUCUACUAUCAUAGUUCCACAAGCUGUAGUCCACAUGCUAACUAGAAGGAAGGUCAUUUCCUUUACUGGAUGUGGAGCUCAGAUUUUUCUUUCCAUCAUUUCUGGAGCUACACAGUGUUCACUGUUAGCUGUGAUGUCUUAUGAUCGGUACUUGGCAAUCUGUGACCCCAUGCAUUAUUCUCUUAUCAUGACAUGGAAGAUAUGUGGCCAAUUGGCAUUGGGGUGUUGGAUCUGUGGCAUUGUUGCAUCUUCAGUUGAUACCACAUUCACACUGUGCCUCCGCUACCAAGGAGACAAUAAGAUUGCUCAUUUCUUUUGUGAUGCUCCAAUUCUCUUGACCCUGGCAUCUGGAGACACUCAUAAAGCAGAGAUGGCCAUUUUCUCCAUGGGUGUAGUGAUUCUUCUUGUACCUGUGUCCUUGAUUCUGGCCUCCUAUGGCUUUAUCGUAGUGACUGUCAUCAGGAUGAAGACAGCCUCAGGAAGACUCAAGGCAUUCUCUACCUGUGGCUCCCAUCUCCUUGUGGUCAUCCUUUUUUAUGGGACCCUAAUAAUUGCCUACAUGACACCUAAGUCCUCCAGGGAGCAGAUCAAGCGAAUUGCUGUGUUUUAUGGUGUCAUAAACCCUAUGCUUAACCCUGUCAUCUACAGCCUGAGGAAUAAGGACGUAAUGAGGGCAUUCAGGAAUGCAGUAAACAGGAGAUAA
Molecule: messenger RNA, 1077 nt
Organism: Phascolarctos cinereus (koala)
Lineage: Eukaryota; Metazoa; Chordata; Mammalia; Diprotodontia; Phascolarctidae
Source: RefSeq, a predicted model, not a curated record